ACUUCUUCUUUUAUUAUGAAUAUCUUUAUAUCAGGGUUUGCACUUUUGAGUGUAAUAUGCAUACUACUGUUUGUUUACACACGUACGUCCUUGCCGACCGUGGGAGAUGCCAGCUUCAAGCAGUUUCAGAGGAUCUAUCUGGUAGUGUACAUGUUGGCUAUGGCUGGAGACUGGCUUCAAGGACCACAUGUGUACGCUCUGUAUGACAGUUAUGGCAUGUCUGCCCAUGACAUUGAGGUCCUCUUUGUCGCCGGCUUUGGAUCCAGCUUGAUAUUUGGGACCAUCGUUGGAUCUUUUGCAGACAAAUAUGGUCGCCGUGCCAACUGCAUCCUGUAUGGAAUCCUUUAUGGCGGCGCCUGUAUCACCAAGCAUUUUAACAACUUCUACAUUCUGAUGGUUGGACGUUUGUUGGGUGGUAUUGCCACUUCUAUCUUGUACAGUGCCUUUGAGUCCUGGAUGGUAUAUGAACACCACAAACGUGGUUUCAGCCAAGAUUCCCUUGGAAACGUUUUCAGCCAUGCAGUACUUGGAAACUCUGUAGUAGCCAUUUUUGCUGGGUUAGUCGCUCAGUUCUUUGCCGACAAAUUUGGAUUUGUUGCCCCAUUUGAUGUAUCCCUAACUGUUCUGACAAUAAUGACAGUGAUUAUUGUGUUUACCUGGAAUGAGAACUUUGGAGACAAGACCAGUGACCUUUCUGUCAGCUUCAGUAAUGCCUUGAAGUCCAUAAAAACAGACCACAAGAUCCUGUGUCUGGGCCUGAUCCAGUCACUGUUUGAAGGAUCUAUGUAUAUAUUUGUGUUGGAGUGGACCCCAGCCUUGACACCUGAAACUCAUGAACCGGCCACAGGCACAGUGCGCCAUUUAUUGUCUUCUAGCGAGAACACUAUUCCUCAUGGACACAUAUUCGCUGGUUUCAUGGUGUCCAUCAUGAUUGGAUCAUCACUAUUUAAAAUUCUAUCCAAUCAUAGCAGUGUAGAAUCAUUUAUGAGAUUUGUUCUUUUUAUAGCUGCUAUUUCCUUAUCUACACCGAUUUUGUUCAGAGGGAACCAGAUGUUUGUGUUCAUAGGCUUCUUGGUGUUUGAGACGUGUGUAGGAAUAUUCUGGCCAUCAUUGGGUCAGAUGAGAGGCAAAUAUGUACCAGAAGCCACAAGGGCAACAAUUAUGAAUUUUUUCAGAAUACCAUUGAACUUUAUAGUCGUUGUGAUACUCAUGCAGGCCUUGCCAAUGAAGACGAUAUUUCAGUGCUGUGUUGUGUUUCUCAUCUUAGCUACGAUAUGCCAACAAUGGUUGUACAGUUUGUACAGGAAAAUGCAAACCCCUGAAAAUCUUGGCAGCUCCAAAACUAGUGAGAGUGUUGAUUUAACCUUGGUGGAACACAAGACGCCUCUUCUGGAUGUCAAGGCAGAAAUGGUGUGAGACACCUGGUAGAAGAGAUGGCUGCGGCAACUAAGCAGGCAGACACUACAGAGAUUGCCAACACAGCCAGACAUAUAUCUGCUUUUGUCUCCAUAGAUCUCUUAAGCUACUCAGCAUAGAUAUCAGAUAUGAUAUUUCUGUCAGUCUGGGGAUCAUAAUAUUUUAGAAAUAUUUCCGUUGUUUAAUCAUUUAGCUCUGCUGUUUAUGACCAACCACCUUAUUGCCCAAAAUGUAAAGUACUGCUUCUUUCCUUGAAUUGCGUUGUUUAUAGUUAAAAUUGUUUAGCAUUAAUUCCAAUUUCUUUCAUAUAUUUAGGGGUCCAUAUAAGUACAGUUAUUGUUCAUUACCCUAUUUUUUGUUUUUGUUUUUGUUUUGUAAAGUGACAGUACUCUGGUUGAUUGUG
Messenger RNA from Ylistrum balloti, 1819 nucleotides. RefSeq names its product molybdate-anion transporter-like. The record is from RefSeq and is a predicted model, not a curated record. Gene Ontology annotation, molecular function: molybdate ion transmembrane transporter activity. The transcript has 13 exons. Bases 16 to 1416 code for a protein of 466 amino acids. Gene Ontology annotation, biological process: molybdate ion transport. Lineage: Eukaryota; Metazoa; Mollusca; Bivalvia; Pectinida; Pectinidae. Gene Ontology annotation, cellular component: membrane.